AUGGAGGCCGAUGGCAGAGCUCCCUCACUGGCUGUAGCAAUUCCUUGGGGAUCACAGAAAUCACAACCUUUAAAUCAGCAGUGGUCUCAACACCCUAUUCCACAGCACCAACCAUCUUCACAGCAUAAGCUGUCUCAGGCAGAACCUUUUGAUAGCUGUGCUGUGGAGGAUUACUCUAAGGUCCGUUGUGGUUUACCUGACAUCAGUGCUGCUGACUGUGAAGCCAUCCACUGCUGCUUUGAUGGUCUACAGUGCUAUUAUAGCAAAGCAGUGACUGUUCAGUGUACCCGGGAUGCCCAGUUUAUUGUGGUGGUAGCCAGGGAUGCCACUCUGCCUUCCCUAAGUCUGGAUUCAGUUAGCCUGUUGGGAGGCAGUGACCGAGAGUGUGCCCCUGUCGACAUGACUGCAGCCUUUGCCAUUUACCAGUUCCCUGUGACUGCCUGUGGGACAAAUGUGAUGGCUGAUGGUGACUAUCUGAUCUAUGAGAACAGGAUGUCGUCCUCUUAUGAGGUGGGAGUUGGACCCUUGGGCUCAAUCACAAGAGACAGCCAUUAUGAAGUUCUCUUCCAGUGCCUGUACUCUAGCACUUCAGUUGAGGCACUUGUUAUUGAAGCCAUCCCGGGUCAUCCACCCCUUCCAGUGGCUGCUAGUGGCGACCUCAGAGUGGAACUGCGGCUGGCCAAUGGAGAAUGUUUGACAAAAGGAUGUGUGGAAGAGGAUGCAGCCUACACUUCAUACUAUGAUGCAGCUGACUACCCAGUCACGAAAGUCUUGCAGGAGGCAACUUAUGUGGAAGUGCGCAUGUUGGAGAGGACGGACCCAAAUAUUGCUUUGACCUUGGGCCGCUGCUGGGCGACAUCCUCCCCUGACCCUGAGCGUUUGCCGCAGUGGGACCUCCUGGUUGAUGGGUGUCCUUAUCAAGAUGACCGUUAUCUGACUACUGUGGUUCCAGUUGAUGGGUCCUCUGGACUCUUGUACCCAACACACUACAAGCGCUUCAUCUUCAAGAUGUUCACCUUUGUGGAUGCUGAAUCUCUGGCACCUUUAAUGGAGAGGGUCUUCAUCCACUGCAAUACUGCUGUUUGCUAUCCAGCUGUUGGUGGCUCCUGUGAGCAGAAAUGUUUCAGACAAAGGAGAGAUGCUGGUGGAAAGAUGAGCACCCUUCAGGAAGGGCCUGUGGCUUCCAGUGGGGAACUACUCUUUUACAAACCCAUGAAAGAUUAA
This is a messenger RNA of Chanos chanos (milkfish), 1224 nucleotides long. Its product is annotated as zona pellucida sperm-binding protein 4-like. Gene Ontology annotation, cellular component: egg coat. The transcript has 9 exons. The record is from RefSeq and is a predicted model, not a curated record. Gene Ontology annotation, biological process: prevention of polyspermy; binding of sperm to zona pellucida. Gene Ontology annotation, molecular function: acrosin binding; structural constituent of egg coat. Bases 1 to 1224 code for a protein of 407 amino acids. Lineage: Eukaryota; Metazoa; Chordata; Actinopteri; Gonorynchiformes; Chanidae.